AUGAACUCGUGGGACGCGGGCCUGGCGGGGCUGCUGGCGGGCACGAUGGGCGUCUCGCUGCUGUCCAACGCGCUGGUGCUGCUCUGCCUGCUGCACAGCGCCGACAUCCGCCGCCAGGCGCCGGCGCUCUUCACCCUGAACCUCACGUGCGGCAACCUGCUGUGCACCGUGGUCAACAUGCCGCUCACGCUGGCCGGCGUCGUGGCGCAGCGGCAGCCGGCCGGUGACCGCCUGUGCCGCCUGGCCGCCUUCCUCGACACCUUCCUGGCUGCCAACUCUAUGCUCAGCAUGGCCGCGCUCAGCAUCGACCGCUGGGUGGCCGUGGUCUUCCCGCUGAGCUACCGCGCCAAGAUGCGCCUCCGCGACGCCGCGCUCAUGGUGGCCUACACGUGGCUGCACGCGCUCGCCUUCCCCGCCGCCGCGGUCGUCCUGUCCUGGCUCGGCUUCCACCAGCUGUACGCGUCCUGCACGCUGUGCAGCCGGAGGCCGGACGAGCGGCUGCGCUUCGCCGUCUUCACGGGGGCCUUCCACGCGCUCAGCUUCCUGCUCUCCUUCGUGGUGCUCUGCUGCACGUACUGCAAGGUGCUCAAGGUGGCCCGCUUCCACUGCAGACGCAUCGACGUGAUCACCAUGCAGACGCUCGUGCUGCUCGUGGACAUCCACCCCAGUGUGCGGGAACGCUGUCUAGAGGAACAGAAGAGGCGACGGCAACGCGCCACCAAGAAGAUCAGCACCUUCAUAGGCACCUUCCUCGUGUGCUUCGCGCCCUACGUGGUCACCAGGCUGGUGGAGCUGUCCUCCGCGGUGCCCAUCAGCUCCCACUGGGGGGUGCUGUCCAAGUGCUUGGCCUACAGCAAGGCCGCAUCUGACCCGUUCGUGUACUCCCUGCUGCGACGCCAGUACCGCAAGAGCUGCAAGGAGAUUCUGAACAGGGUCCUCCACAGGCGUUCCCUCCGCUCCUCCGGCCUCACCGGUGACUCCCACAGCCAGAACAUUCUGCCAGCCUCUGAGUGA
Molecule: messenger RNA, 1014 nt
Organism: Physeter macrocephalus (sperm whale)
Lineage: Eukaryota; Metazoa; Chordata; Mammalia; Artiodactyla; Physeteridae
Gene: GPR26
Product: G protein-coupled receptor 26
Exons: 3
Coding region: 1-1014 (337 amino acids)
Biological process (GO): adenylate cyclase-activating G protein-coupled receptor signaling pathway
Cellular component (GO): membrane
Molecular function (GO): G protein-coupled receptor activity
Source: RefSeq, a predicted model, not a curated record